UUAAGAAACAUGAACUUUUUUUUCAACAAAAUUAAUUUCUAAUAACUAUAAGCAAGUAUUACCUUACCUAUAUAUCUAUAACAGAUCGUUCUGACCGUCCCAAAGGACAAAACAGCCGCCUCCGCCGGGAUGAGUUUAGUGGCCCGAACACUAGGCGACAAAUGAAGCGUGCAAAAUAUAAAAUCAAAAUACAAGACAAUUUGCUAGUUGACAAGAAACAAAUUGAAAAUAAAAUGCUCUAGCUGUAAAACAUCCAAUAGCAUUUCCGUUCGUUUCGCUGGUAACGGCAUUCGUUGCAAAUGUAACGCCACACAUUUCGAUCGUAACGGUUCGUGAUUCGAAACAAGUGGCACGUAGAUUGGACAUGGCUGGUAUAAUGUUGUUUAGAAGAAAGCAUAUAUAAGAAGGUCUACUGUUGGCUGCCAGUGUCACUGUUACUGUUUUGCCAGUGUUAUCAACAUGUUCAAGAUCAACGCUUUAUUCGCAUUAAUUCUCUGUUGCACCUUCAUUGGUAUGCAAUGUGAUUUAACUGCAUCUUCAUCGUGUCCAUCCCAAGAUGGUUUUGCUUUCGAAAUGUUCAUGCCCACUAUGAAAUUCCUAGAGGAAUGCUGGAAUGCAAAGAGGAUUAGAAGAUCUUGUGCCGAGGUUCCCUGUUCCGGAAUAUACACCAUUCAACCGGAGAAGCCUUUUGAGGAACCGAUGACCGUGCUGUGCGAUCAGGAGUACAAUAAAGGAGGAUGGAUCGUGAUUCAACAUCGCUUCGAUGGAUCGAUGAACUUCUUCCGCAACUGGAAAGAGUACAAGCAUGGGUUUGGAAAUUUGGAUGGUGAGUUUUGGUUGGGUUUGGAUCGCAUUUAUCAUCUGACAGUUGCACGACCACAUGAGGUGGUAUUCCUACUGGAAGAUUUCGAUGGCGUAAAGACUUUCGCCAAAUAUGAUCUGUUCGAGAUUGGAGAUGAGGACGAGAAAUACGUAUUGAAGAAGCUAGGCGGAUAUUCGGGCACGGCUGGCGAUUCUUUAGGUAUUGCUAAUACCAUGAAGUUUUCCACAUUCGAUUCGGAUAAUGAUACGUGGGAAAAACAGUGUGCAGCCGCAUUUACUGGUGCCUGGUGGUACAGCAAUUGUCAUUCAAGCAAUCUCAAUGGAAAAUAUCUCCGCGGAACAACGGCAGAAUAUGCAACUGGGAUGGUAUGGAAAACGUUUCGCGGGUAUUAUUAUUCACUAAAAGUUUCAAAAAUAAUGAUAAGACCAAAGAUGCCUUAGUUGAUUGAUGAUACAAUAUCCUUCAACGCAUAAAACGUCGUUAUUUAACGAAUAAUUGAAAGCAGGAAAAACGAAUACCCAAUAAACCAUUAAAAAGAAUUAAUAAAGGUUUA
Molecule: messenger RNA, 1376 nt
Organism: Anopheles funestus (African malaria mosquito)
Lineage: Eukaryota; Metazoa; Arthropoda; Insecta; Diptera; Culicidae
Product: ficolin-1-like
Exons: 3
Coding region: 460-1263 (267 amino acids)
Source: RefSeq, a predicted model, not a curated record